CAAGCUAGUAGUUGUUUUGAUAUAAAAUAUACAACACUGUUUCUCUUCAAAAAGUACAAGGUGAGAGCCCUUUAGUAUUUCUGCAAAGAUGACUUGGAGUUGUGGUGAAAUCAAAAAUUUAGAUGCUUUACUAAGUAACUACUUAGGAGAAACUAAAACGAUCCAUGAUGUUAAAAUCAAGAAAUUAUCGCAGCCAGGCGAAAAUUUAGGCAGCAUUAUCUACGGAUUGGACAUCACUGUCAAACACAAAAAUGACGAAAAUGAAGAAUUGCUGCAUGUCAUUGCUAAGGUAUUACCUAAAGCAGAACACAUAAGGGAGAUGUUUGAAAUUCAAACGACCUACACAAACGAGAUGGCUUUUUACAAAAUUAUAAUUCCUACGCUAAAGGAGUUACAGGAAGAACAUGGGAUACGAAUAAACUUAAUCGAAGAUCAUUUCGCCAAAUGUUACUCGGUUAGGAAAAACUUGCUGGGCAAUGACGAUAAAAUAGACGACGAUGCAGUGUUGCUUCUGGAAAAUUUAAUAUCAACAGGUUUCAUUAAUAUCGACAAGCGCAAAGGGUUCGAUAUCGAUACAGCUCAAAUGGUCCUAAGAAGCCUAGUCCAGUUUCACGGUGUGUCGCUAGCCUUAAAAAUAAAGAAACCUGAUCUCUUUAAGAGAAAUAUUCUUCCGUAUUGCAACAACUUCUUCAAAAAAGGAAGCAUUUUUUCGACGGCUAUAGAUCUAUUUGGGAUUACUGUUAACAAAAACGAAGAAACCAAGGAGAUUUUAUCGAAAAUAAAAGGUUGGAAUGAAGUCGACUAUUCGUCUCCCAAGGAACCUUUUAGUACUUUGGUUCACGACGAUCUAUGGACGAACAAUACAAUGCAAAAAUUCGAAAACGGAAAACCAGUAUCAAAUAAACUAGUGGAUUUCCAACUCAUAACGCACGCAUCACCAGCCGCCGAUUUGUUCUUUUAUAUAUGGACCAGCAUUCCUCUACCUCUUAUUAAAACGCACCUGGAUCACUUCAUAAAAUACUACCACGACAAUUUAAUUGGCACCCUGCAACUUUACGGAAUCGAUACCGCACCCUUUUCAUUCCAAGCUUUCCUGGACGAAAUCGAAAACAUAACACCCUUUCAAAUAAUCCACGCUGCCUACUUCACUAUCAUCGCCAUUCACGGACCCAAGGGCGGUUUCAACCCGGACAGACUCCCUACCAUAGAAGAAUUGUAUUCGGCAGCAACUGACGAAGCGAGAGAAAAAAUUUGGUACAUGGUAAAGGAAUGUCACAGACGAGGAUGGUUCAAAUAAUAUACUUGUAAAAAUAA
Molecule: messenger RNA, 1314 nt
Organism: Phyllotreta striolata
Lineage: Eukaryota; Metazoa; Arthropoda; Insecta; Coleoptera; Chrysomelidae
Source: the annotation of a GenBank genome assembly